GUGGGCCAAAUUUGGCUCAUGGGCCAACCAGUUGGGGAAUCUUGAUUUAGGAUAAUGUUUUACAGCUUUGUCAUAAUUUGAUAAGGCCACACAGGGCCAGAGAUAAUUAGACACAUGUAAUAAUCUGAAGUACCCCAAAAGGCCACUAGAUGUCAUCUUGUAAUAUUCACCCAAAAACUUGAAAGUCACCAAAAUGCUGGUAGUUCACUGGUAAACUUAGAAAGUUUACAGUAAUAUACCCUCCCUUUGCAACCCUACUCCCUCUUGAAGCUACUCCAGUCAAUGCUAAGGCCAUUGAAAAGAGAUGGCUUCAUCAGAGCCUGGCCCUUUACUGUGUGUGACCCAGACUUCCCCCUCUAACCCCAGGCUGAUGGUGUCUGGCUCGUCUGCCCUGCCUCAGCCCACCCUGCUACGCUGGGAGGAGAUCACAGGACACACCCUGUUGGAGCGCUACGGCAUGACAGAGAUAGGCAUGGCCCUGUCCAACCCCCUGGAGGGUCCUCGCAUCCCAGGUGCAGUCGGUGUCCCUCUUCCAGGAGUGGAGGUUUGCAUCGUCAUGACGAAAGCAGCCAGCACCACCGUCGCCGAGGGCAACAGCAGAGAAACUCAGGUGCGUUGGAGGGGGAGCUGAUGGUGCGGGGAGACCAGGUCUUCACAGAGUACUGGAACCAGAGGCCACCAGGGAGUCUUUCACUGAGGACGGCUGGUUCAAAACAGGUAUCCCUUGUUUGCAUGGUGUCCUGCAGGGGACACAGUGGUCUAUACGGAUGGAGUGUACUGGGUCAUGGACCGCACCUCUGUGGACAGCAUAAAGAGUGGAGGCUAUAGGAUCAGUGGUCUGGAGGUGCAGCGACCACUGCUAGCCCACCCUGAUACCACAGGUAAACACCCCCUCACUGACUCCUUCAUGGUGCUUUUCCACUGCAGGGACUUACACUGGCGCUUGGCCUAAAGACGCAGACAUUUGUGUUUCCAUGGCUGGCACCAUUAAGAUUAGCACCAUUUUUUUUUUAGAUUGGUUGGAUUUAAACAACAUUAAUCAUUUGACUCGUUGACAUAUUACAGUAGCUUUAAGGGUGUUGUCGAUGUGUGGUGACCCCUGACCUCUCAGAUGUGGCUGUGAUUGGUGCUCGGGACGCCACCUGGGGACAGAAGGUGACAGCGGUGGUGCGGAGCAUGACCCUGUCAGAGCUGAAGACCUGGGGCAGGUUACAGGCAAAACAAAGGACAUUAUUGUCACACUAGUUUUAUAGCGCCAUGAAGCAGCAUUAGUAAAAUAUAAAUAUAUAUAUAUAUAUAAACAUUAAAACUCCCAAUAAAUGUUGAGGUAUCACUCCAUACAGGUGCUUAUAAAUCAUAGAUCUACUGUAGAUUGGUUGGUAUGUCUGCUAGCUUGCUGUGCUUUGUCAUGCUGCUCCAUUCCAUCAACCAUUUGGUGUUCAUGGUUCUGUGGCUUUACUAUUUGGGAACAUGCGAAAACCUUAAAUUAUGUGUUUUUGAAAAUAGAAUUUUGUCCACUGCAUUUAUUGAAUUAGAGGAAGACUUCACUGCUCAGUCCCCCGGGGAGUCAUCCAGACCUGUUUAUAGUAACUGCUGCUGAAGCCUCAAAAUCAAUAGCAACCUAACUACUGAGAGAGAGAGAGAGAGAGAGAGAGAGAGAGAGAGAGAGAGAGAGAGAGAGAGAGAGAGGGAACUCUCAUUUAACUGAAGGGGCCAAGGAACAAUGUGGACUGAUGAAGGGAGCUGAGGAAAGAAUAGAGAGAGAGGGAGGAGAAGAAAGAAGGGAUGAUGAUGGAGGUCUGUCAGGCAGGCAAGCCGUUGCUGUUUUCGGUCUUGGCUUCUUUUUUGUUCUAAAUGUCACUAUGGUUUUAUUUUGCCCCCCAACACUGGCAGAAGACACAUGUCCCUUUCUGUGGAAUGGCUCAGGCAAUCUCUCUCCCUCCUUGUGCCCCCCCCCUCUCUUACUUGCUGUCUGUAUUCUUUCUUUCUGUCUCCCUCUGUCUAUCUCCCUCCAUCUGUCUUUGUCUUUCUCUCUAUCACUCUCUGCCCACCCCAUUUGUGUGUUUGUGCGUGUCUGUUUGUGCUGCGGGCUCCAUAUGGUGUGGGGGUGUGCCGGCCCUACUGCUGUGCCCUGCUGGUCCUGCAUGGUGGAUUAGCAGCGCUGCCUGUCUGCCAAUGACCCUGUCACCUCCCACCCACAGGUGCUGCCUGCGGACGGGCAAGCACAGGGCCAAGGCAGGGCCAGCCAGGGUGAAGGAGAUGGAGAGGAUGAACAGAAAGGGAGGUGGAGAAGGAGGGGGGGGCAUGGAUGCUCACUCCUCAGUGCCCCGGCUUCAGCUGUCACCCUGUAUCUGUGUCAAGCGCUGUGUUCCUCACUAGCUAUUGCAGACACACACAAACACUAACAUACACACACAUACAUACAUACAUACAUACAUGCAUACAUACAUACACACACAACAGGCAGAGCCUCUGAGACAUGGGUGUGUGAACAAGCCCCAUUAGAGAGAGAGACACACACACACACACACACACACACACAGUUGUCUGACACAGCCAUGCAGCCACAUGUAUAGAGAGAAAUGCAGAGAGAGAGAGAGACAGACCCAUCUGCUGCGAGGGACAGAAGUACGCUCUGCUACAAUAUGAUUUGUUGAUUUACUAUUCUCUGUCUAUCGCCACAACACAGCCAUUAGAUAAUAAAAAACGCUGCAGGCUUCACGACUCGACAUAACAACCAUGCAUUCAAAAUGGCAGACAUUUAAUUAGCUCAGCCUUGUGUUUUUGCCUUGACUAUUUGUUUUUACUUCAUGCUGAUUGUAUUGUUUUGUAUUAACCAAAUAGGAAAUGUCUUGAAGCAGUCUGGGGGAUAUUACCGAGGGAGAGAGACGCUCUAGUGCAUAUGAAGGACGUUGUCUUAUCUCUCAAACUGACUGCAACACCAGGGGCUCAGCCUUUGUUCCACUGUAAUUGUUAUUGUGUGUACGCUCAAGUAGUGUCUCGUGGCUUUGUGCCUGUGUGUGUGUGCGUGCCUGUGUGGGCGUGCCUGUGUGGGCGUGCCUGUGUGUGCGUGCCUGUGUGUGUGUGCGUGCCUGUGUGUGCGUGCCUGUG
Messenger RNA from Oncorhynchus masou masou (cherry salmon), 3111 nucleotides. Its product is annotated as malonate--CoA ligase ACSF3, mitochondrial-like. Gene Ontology annotation, molecular function: medium-chain fatty acid-CoA ligase activity. Bases 305 to 631 code for a protein of 108 amino acids. NCBI's taxonomy places the organism in Eukaryota, Metazoa, Chordata, Actinopteri, Salmoniformes, Salmonidae. The record is from RefSeq and is a predicted model, not a curated record. The transcript is spliced from 4 exons. Gene Ontology annotation, biological process: fatty acid metabolic process.